This is a messenger RNA of Zootoca vivipara (common lizard), 7476 nucleotides long. Lineage: Eukaryota; Metazoa; Chordata; Lepidosauria; Squamata; Lacertidae. The record is from RefSeq and is a predicted model, not a curated record.
GUGUUUUCCUCAUCCCUUACCUUCUUAUUGCCCUCAUUGGCGGGAUUCCCAUCUUCUUCCUGGAAAUUUCCUUGGGGCAGUUCAUGAAGGCCGGGAGCAUCAACGUAUGGAACAUCGCACCACUGUUCAAAGGACUGGGCUUUGCCUCUAUGGUGAUCGUCUUCUAUUGCAACACCUACUACAUCAUGGUGCUUGCCUGGGGUUUCUAUUACCUGGUGAAAUCUUUUACGGCCACCUUGCCCUGGGCAACCUGCGGGAACCCCUGGAACUCCGAUGAAUGUGUGGAGAUCUUCCGGCAUGAGGACUGCGCCAAUGGCACCGCCACAGGCAACCUUACCUGUGACGAGCUCUCCGACAAGAGGUCGCCUGUCAUCGAGUUUUGGGAGAACAAGGUGCUGCGUCUGUCGGGAGGCCUGGAGCUCCCUGGUGAGAUCAACUGGGAGGUGACCCUCUGUCUGCUAGCCUGCUGGGUCCUUGUCUACUUCUGUGUCUGGAAGGGUGUCAAGUCCACAGGAAAGAUUGUCUACUUCACUGCUACAUUCCCUUACGUGGUGCUCAUUAUACUGCUAAUCCGAGGGGUGAUGCUGCCUGGAGCUCAGGAUGGGAUAAUCUACUAUCUCAAACCCGACUGGUCCAAACUGGCCUCCCCUCAGGUGUGGAUCGAUGCUGGGACCCAAAUCUUUUUCUCGUAUGCCAUAGGACUGGGGGCACUCACUGCCCUGGGCAGCUAUAACCGGUUCAACAACAAUUGCUAUAAAGAUGCCAUCAUCCUGGCUCUGAUCAAUAGUGGGACCAGCUUCUUCUCUGGCUUUGUGGUCUUCUCCAUUCUGGGCUUCAUGGCAGCAGAACAAGGAGUUGAUAUCUCCAAGGUAGCUGAAUCUGGGCCUGGCCUGGCAUUUAUCGCAUACCCACGAGCUGUCACUCUGAUGCCUGUCGCUCCACUCUGGGCUGCCCUCUUUUUCUUCAUGCUGCUGCUCCUGGGCUUGGAUAGCCAGUUCGUGGGCGUUGAAGGCUUUAUCACUGGCAUCCUGGAUUUCUUCCCAGCUGCCUACACCUUCCGAUUCCAGCGAGAGGUCAUUGUGGCUGUCUCCUGUGCUGCCUGCUUCUUCCUCGAGCUGUCUAUGGUGACCGAGGGGGGUAUGUAUGUCUUCCAGCUAUUUGAUUACUACUCGGCAAGUGGGACGACACUUCUAUGGCAGGCCUUCUGGGAGUGCAUAGCAGUCGGCUGGGUUUACGGUGCCGAUCGUUUCAUGGAUGACAUUGCCUGCAUGAUUGGUUACCGGCCCUCCGUGUGGAUGAAGUGGUGCUGGAUGUUCUUGACGCCUUUCAUCUGCCUGGGCGUCUUUCUUUUCAAUGUUGCCUACUACAAGCCAUUGAUCUACAACAACAGCUACGUCUACCCCUGGUGGGGAGAAGCCAUCGGCUGGGGCUUCGCACUAUCCUCCAUGCUGUGUGUCCCUCUUACUGCUCUCUACAAGCUCAUCCGUGCCAAGGGGACACUGGCUGAGCGCUGGCACCACCUCACCCAGCCGAUCUGGGGGUUGCACCAUCUGGAAUAUAAGGUGCCUGAAUCAGAAUUUGGCGUUUUGACCACCUUGACCCCUGCCUCAGACGGGGGCAGCAAGGCAGUCAUCCUGGAGAGCGUCAUGUGACCAAUGCUCGCCCGCUGUUCUCCCACAACAAGAGGCGCCAUUUCUUUGUGCCACUCAGCCCCUGGCUGCCAUUGGGGGGAGGAGGGAGGGAUACAGUUCACCUGCCAUGUGUUGAAUGUGGGGGGCGGUGGUCCCUGCUUGUUGGGGGGGAAAGGUAUUGCUGGUUCUUUAUUCACGUCCCACCUUCUCCUCUCAGGGGCCAGAACGAAGCCCAACUGGGCGAGAGGGAGAACCCUCAGAUCUCUGAGUGGAGGGUGGGAGUCCUAAAGGCCAUAGGGGUGGGUGGGGGGAGGGAAGUGGGGGGGGGAGAAAGAGAGCCUUAGAUUUACAUUUUUUUAAAAAAAGAAAAGUUAUUUUUUAAAGAUAAAAUAUUUUAAAUUUCUAUAUAUGCAUUAUAUAUCUCUUACCUAUCUAUAUUUAGCCAAACACACAGGAGGGAGAAUUCCCUCCCACCCAAAGGGAUCCAGAAGUCCUGGAAUUUUUAUCCCCAGAGCUCUCUGGGAUCUUAACGGGUGAGGUGCAGGACGCCUGGGUUCCACUCCUGCUCUGUGAGAGGAGACAGUCAAAAGAAGCAGGAAGGGGUUAAAAAAGGGGGUGCGGUGAACCAGGACACCUGGGUGCGACCCACAGUGGCAAGCGGGGAGCCCUAUCCAGCAGCUUGGUGGUGAGGAGCUGGGUCCCUCUUGCAUUGAGGUGGCAAACAUACCCCUCCCUGCCUCCAAUGGCCUUCUGAUUGGAGGGCUGUUGAGCCGCCUGUGUGGAGUAGCCCUGCCGUCCCCGUGGGGAAGCAAGGCAUAAGGCCUGCCCUCCUUGAGCCCACUUCCUUGACCAAUCACAGUGUUAACGGGAAGCCCAUCCCUCUGCCCCAACAGAAGCGUUUUGUAAAGCAGCCAGCCGCAACCAGGCCCUUGGGCUGAGGUUUUACAGUUCACAGAGGAAUUCUUUUAUACCCCCUGACUUCUCCCAUGCUUUCAGCCCAGGUGCACAGAACUGCUCUCAGAUAUACCAGCAUCUGAUUCAGAAGCAAACCCUGGCAUAAUCUCUGCCACAGUAUGCCAUAAAUCUUUGGAGCGCUUUGUGGGAAACUGUGUUUAAUAGCAUUAGAAAGUUUCCUCAAACUCACUCUGAGGUAUUGCCAAGCCCUCUGUCCUCCCCUGCAGAGAACAAACCCCUUUAUUCGUAAAUUUCUGGCCUUCCGCAGGUUCCCAACACCUCCUAAGGCUCCCUGCUAUUAAGUAUUAUCCAGACACAGCAGACUGAUCAAGGGGAAAGCACAGCAGCCCCCGGCCUCUAGACUCCCUCACGUGCUACAUUUCUGGGGCAUACACCUAAAAAUGUAAAGUCUGAACCCGACAGAGAGGUGUUUGCAAACUUGGGUACCGUUUAGGUACAAUGGUCAAGGCACUGUGAUUGGCUGCGGACACCUGCUGGCUGCUCCAGGUUCACUGUUUGGGUCAUUCAUGUGACGACCAGGGGGUCCCUUUUUGAGGUUCAGAUGUGUUCUCAAAUAGUGGCAACUCAUGUUCAUUGGUGCCCACGCAGCUGAUUGGCAGGAACAGCAUGUCAACUGUGGGAGGGGAAGGUUCUCAAUGGCCAAUUUCUGCAGGUGCCCCACCCCCCACCCCUUGAGCCAGUUAUCUUAAGGAGUGCUGGGGCAUUCAAGACUCUGAAAUCCAACUUGUGAAAUGAUUUGUGGGAAUUAUCUUCUGGAUUGCUGGAGUGAGAUGGGGUGAGACAGCAUGCAGAAUUCUCCCUUAACUUAGAUAAGAAACCCAGGUGUCCUGUGUGUCCAAGUCAAGAUUAUACUCAAAAUCCCUUAACCCUGCCUGCCAGGAUCUGACUAGUUUCCUGUCUCUGAAACAAGUAGCUGGUAUCCCUCUAUGCUUAGCUUCUUCUCCCACAUCCCCUCAAAAAAAAAAGUUUGCUACGCUUUUAAUUUGCACAUUUUCUAUGACAGAGUAAGAGAUAGUAUGUGUGUGUGUGAGUGAUAAACUCACAUACUUAUAUAUACUGUAUAUCUCAAACAAGCAUAACUUUAACAGUACAAAAAGCUUCUCGCUUGUAUAUUUUUAAUGGAAGCACUUAUAAAAGAAAGAGAAAUAUAUAAUUUUCUUAAUAUUUCUGCAGGUUGUAAAAAAAAGCAGAGACAAAGAGAGAAAUCACAGAAUUUUAUUUUGUGACAAAAUUAUAAAUAUUAUGUCUAUAUUUGUUUCGUAAAUACAUACAUAUAAAUAUAUAUAUAUAUAUAUAAUGAGAUUAAAUUGCAUAACAAGCCAACCUCAUGCUACAGGGGAUUGGGGUGUUUGGAAAUUGUAGCGGGGGGUUUUAUGGAGGGGGUGGGGGAGGGAUGUCAGUGUAGAAAAUAGCAGUGGGGGGAGGAAAUGUGGACAGGAUUAUGAGGGUUACACUGUGUUCACUGCACUAGCCAAGACUUGAGUGAUUUGUUCCAUUCUCUGCUGCGUGUAGCUUGCUUUGUCUACACUCCUAAUGUAUAACGUGCUCUUAACGUGUUAACUGAUACUUCACAGAAUAGGUACCACCUUCUAGCAUGACAAAAUUCCUGCACAGAAAGCUAAACAGAGCCUCCAUGGUCAUAUGCUGUAUACCUUUAAAUUGCACAUUCUGAGGAACAGAGGAGGGAUGUUGUCUUCAUGCAGCCUGUGAGCAUCUCAAGGGCAUCUGCCUGCCAUCUGUUGAAAACAGAAUGCUGAGGUCCAAUCCAGCAGGACUCUACUUAAGUGGUUAUGCUUUCUUUCAAGCAAGAAAAAGCAUGCAAUGUUCUUGUGGGCCACAUCUGACAAGUCACACGCAGAGACAUACCUACAGGUCACUUAAAUUGGCCCUUGCCCAGGGUGGCAAAAUUCUGUUGACUCUGGCUCGGGGUGCCUAGGAGCCCCCCCCUGCCCCGCCCAUCUGCACACUCCCUGGGCCACUCCUCCAUUGCUCUGGGCAGCUGGGCAAGGCACAUAGAUACCUCUGGGUGCCUCAGUGGACCUCUUUGCCAAGGGUGCAAGGGAGCCAAGGAACGCCUCUGAUUACACGUGCUUCAUUUUGCUGGGUUCACAGCAGAAUAAAAGGUAAAGGGACCCCUGACCAUUGGGUCCAGUCGUGACUGACUCAACAUGACAUUCUACAUGCAAGUUGCAUACAAUUUCUUUCCUGAAAUGUGCAGGAGAUUUGCCAGCAUAACAAAAUGCUUAACAAAAUGCUCUUUAACACCAGCAAAUCUUAUUUGGGCAAGCGCUUUGGAACACCUUCUCCACCUCCACCUCCUAUCAAGUUGUUUGCUUUUAAACUUCUGUUGAUUAUGGAAUUCUCAGUUGAUUAAUCACAUGCCUUUUGAAUGAUUUGUUUUAAAUAUAUUUGCAUGUUACCAAAAUCUCAAUAUAGGUGCCUUUUUGAGAUGUGUAUUGCAUUGUAAGUAUAAGAUCUGUGACUCCCUGUUUGAAUGAAAGGUCAUAUUUUAAUGCUUUCCUCUAUCAUUUCCUAUUAUGGCACAGCAUCAGAGCCAAAAUAGCCUCAAAAGGCAUGUGCUGUUUGUUCUCAGUCCCAGCAACCAAAACCUGUCCUCAGCACCUAAAAUUAAACCUUACAAACCUAUUUCUUAUGCUCAUGGCUGCUCAGGUUCAACAACCCUUAAAACAUGGACUUCCUUUCAGCAUUUUGCACACACUUGCCUAUUUGAAUUCUUACAACAUCAUCUUUUCAAUAUUUUAAAUGUUUUUGCAUGCACACACAACCACAUAAACUUUAGUCUGAGCACUGUAUAAGUGGGGUAGAAUUUGUUUUUUGUUUAAUUAUUCUACCACCACUCCUCAAAUGGAAACAAUAGCUUCUCUCCUUCCCCCCUUCCCCAGUAAUUAUUGGAAGAGGAAGCUUUCGUGCAUUGCUAACUGGCUACAAAAUGCAAAUCUUUCAAAACACUCUGUAUGGGAAGAAGAAGGAAUAUUGUAUUAAGAAACACAAGUUUUCUUAAUCCCCAAACUUCGGCCCUCCAGAUGUUUUGGCCUACAAUUCCCAUGAUCCCUAGCUAAUAGGACCAGUGGUCGGGGAAGAUGGGAAUUGUAGUCCAAAACAUCUGGAGGGCCAAAGUUUGGGGAUGCCUGAGUUUAAUUAACAAAGGGACUCUGCAGUGAACACCACCUUGGAAUGGAACUAGGUGCUGGUGCAGAACUGGUUGGAUCUCAAGAGUUGUUUGGGCAUUUCCAGGAGAUAGGUACUUCAGAUUCUCUCCACCCACCCCACUGUCCUACCAGCAUGUCUGUUGAUUCUUUCUUUCUUUCUUUCUGAGGAAUCUUGCAUGCCCCCUGCUCCAGCCCUACUCUCUGCAAGUGUUAAAACAUCUUGCCACAGAUUGCUUUGGGUGUUAACCCAACAGUUGCUGGGACUCUGCAGAAACCUUGUGCUUUCUGAGUCAUAUUCUGCUACUAAUGACCAAGGUUCCUAGCAUAGGACAGUGGGAAAUAAUCAAUAGAUGGGAGUUAUCACUCUUAAUCAGUUUGGGCCAGCUGAAGAUUGAGUCAUGCUCCAAUCCUUCCUGGUCCCUACCUCCUGCCUAUGUACAUUGCACUUUUGGUAAAGGGAUCAGGGACAAGUUCUUUUCCCAGCUGGAAGAGGCACCAAAUGGUAGGGUUGUACAGCUCUGAACUAUUUACUGGUUUUUGGUUGGGGCUGAGCUUUUCACCUGACCUAGGAGCUGCAUAUCCUUUGCCAAACACCCCUCCCCCUUGUAACGGCUCCUGUCGUUCUUCAUCUCUCCCCUUUUACCGCUUAGCUACCGUAUGUAACACAGCCUCUCCUGUGUUCUCAUCUCCUGAGAACAACCCCUGCCCCGCCCCACGCUGCAAGCAACAACUAACCCUUUGAUAAAGCAGAUGGAAGUCCUAGGAUUCCUGAUGGAUGGAAAGGCUGAAAUCUGGCCAGAUUUUGCUUCAUUUUUUCAAAGGCCAUUAGCUACUGGCACAGAUUGCCAAAGUGAGGCCAUUGAUUUCCUGUCUGUCCCAGACCAAAACAAACCACCUUUCCUAAGUGAUGAUAAAUGGAACUGCCUUACUCAUAUAAUGAUUGGAAAGGAAUUUGCUGGCCUUUGCUAAUGAUCUAAAUAGCCUCUUGUUGCUUUUGAUCGUAAGACUACAGACCACUUUUCCUGACAUUCUGAGCUAUUGCACACGAUUUUUACACCCCUUCGUGUUUCCCUUACAAAUUUGCAAGCCAGAGCCCAGUAUUUUCCACUCUUGAAUGGCUGGGGAUGGGGAAUGUCAACAUGGUUUAGGAGGUGAGAAGUUGUUUUGCUAACAAUGGUUAGUUCCAAGGAUGAAAUAACUGCUGUGCUCUGUAAGCUUGAGAAUGCCAACCAGUUCCACCAGUUCCUGUUUCCAUAAUAACUGUGAGAGUUAUUUCCCUUGCAACUGGGCCCAAAAUUAGGGCCUUUCCAAACGCCACCUGCUGCUGUUGUCAUCAUUAAGAUGUUCCAGAUCUGUGAACGUGCCAAUGGUCUGCCCUACACCCUCCUGCAAAUUGAGGAGCAAGUGGCUAUCAGAAGUCUCAUCUGCUCAGGGCCAGGUUUCACUGGGAGAGCAACUGUUCCAUCUUCUUGCAUGCACACUCACGCCUGCAUUGCCAGAGCCGUGGGAGAACCCAAACACAGUCUUCCAGGGUUUCAGCUUUAAGUCCACCAGUGUUGUCUCAAUGCCAGUGUUGUCUCAGACCUUCUCCUUCCCUUCCUACCCCUCAAGUCCUGCCCAGUGCAGGUUAUAUUCUGUCUGUGAUUUUUGUGCUAACUUUAUCAUGGAACAUAGCAAUAAAAGGAACCACCCUGAUCUUC